AUGAACUCGCCCACGCCGCCGCUCGCGCUGUCGAGCCACCAGGCGAUCAUGAAGUGCCCGUGGCAAUGGCGGCAGCCGUUCCUCGACGCAAAGCGCGAGAGCCGCAAGCGCAAAGUCGGCGACGGCUACUUUUACGACCCCGUGGACCCCAACUUUGUCGACCACUUGCUGCCCGGCUAUGCCCUCCAGUUUGGCGGCCCCGACGUGCUCGAGUCGGACGAGAAGGAGAACAUCCAGCGCGAGAUUGAGCGCCUCAUGACGCAGAAGAACGACCGCCGCGGCCGAGUGGACGCCGCGGCGUUGGCGGUCUGUGCGGCGUCGGACGACGACAGUGGGGCCGUGCGCCGCGAGAACGAGGCGCUCGUGGACAGUAUCCUGCUCAUGUCCAAGUCGGUCGAGGCCUCGUCGCUCACGCUGGGGCUGUUGGCCUCGCCCAAGAGCGUGACGGCGUCUCCCAUGCUGUCCGACGAGAGCAGCAGCGGCAGUGACGACGACGACAAUGAGCGCAGUUCCUUGAGCGGCGACGAGCUGUUUGAUCUCGCCGAAGACCGACCGACGACUCUCCAGCGCAGCAGUCCGUCGCUCGAACUCUUGUCGGACAACUUGCAAGAGGCGUUUUUUGCCGCAGAAGACGACACGCUGCUGGACUUUCACACUGCGUCGACGACCGCUUCGGUGGUCGUAGCGACGAGCGACUGA
This is a messenger RNA of Hyaloperonospora brassicae, 699 nucleotides long. NCBI's taxonomy places the organism in Eukaryota, Oomycota, Peronosporomycetes, Peronosporales, Peronosporaceae. The record is from the annotation of a GenBank genome assembly.